This is a messenger RNA of Paraphaeosphaeria sporulosa, 1197 nucleotides long. RefSeq lists its product as uncharacterized. Lineage: Eukaryota; Fungi; Ascomycota; Dothideomycetes; Pleosporales; Didymosphaeriaceae. The record is from RefSeq and is a predicted model, not a curated record. The transcript is spliced from 3 exons. The coding region runs from base 264 to 986 and encodes 240 amino acids.
GCGAUGGGGAGCGUUCGGGUAAGCUAAUCCGCAAGCAAGAGGUGCGGAGUAGUACAGGGGGCGCACUACUUCGCACCGCACCGCACCACAGCCCUGCGGUUUAUAAACAGUGAACCAGCCUCUCGGCGAGCAUUUAUCCAUCCAGCGGCACUGCACAGAAUAUACACAAUACUUCAUCGGCCCCAUUGCAUUCUACAAAUCCAUUCCGCCACCCCCCCUCUCUCUCUCUCUCUCCAAGCUCUCUCUGGCUACCUUCUUCCACAAUGUCCGCAACAUGGACCGGCCCCGGCAUAAUGCAAGCCUUGGUCACCCUCGUUCCAGAUUCCAAGCUCGAUCAGGACACCCUCGAGAAGUGGUUCUACGAGGUCUACCUCCCGGCCGUGCUGCAGACGGGCAUCGUGCAGAACAUCACAGCGUGGAAAGCGGCGAGUCCGGGCUACGAAAGACAGUGGAUGAUUGUGAUGGAGGUGGGAGAUCUAGAGAUGGUGCAGUAUGGGAAUAGGAAGCACGUGGGAGGCGGCUUGCACGAGAUUCCGCGGACGAGCGAGAUAUUUCCGGGCGGUGGGGCGGUGGAUGAGUUUGUGGAUUUUGAGAGUAGGAUUUUGGAGCGGGUUGAGGUGUAUGGGGAGGAAGGGAGUACGGCUGAUGACGUGACCACCAUCAUCUACGCCGCCAUGCAGCCUGCACCUGGUGGUGAAAAGGAUCUAGAUGCAUGGUACAGGGAGGAACACAAUGAGCAAAUGUCGAAAGAGCCGGGGUAUAAACGGACGACGAGGUACAAGCCGCUGUUCCAGACGAGAAAUUCAGGUAAGGGGAAGCCAGGGGGGUUGGAUUUCGUUGCAUUUCAUCAGUUUGGGGAGGGAAAUAAGGUGGGCACCGAGGUUGAGCCGUUGGAUCCGAUGACGGAGUGGACGAAGAGGUGCAUGGCGGGUUGUGAGAAAAUUGAUGCGGCGGUGUAUAGGAAGGUGAAGACGUUGAGGGGUUGAUAGAUGGGGUUUAUCGAGAACAGGCAUUGAAGUGACAAUUUCUCCAGGUGCUACAAUACUUCUCAUCUGCGUUGUGAUCGCUGGGUCACAAAGAAGGGUGAUGGGCCUCUUGGGUCCUUGUCGAGUACGCGAUUUGGAUGAUCACUGUUCGGCUUGUUGGAGUAGAUGGUGGUGCGGAGCGUUAUGCUCGUCAGGUUGCGUUAGAAUUUCG